Messenger RNA from Gasterosteus aculeatus aculeatus (three-spined stickleback), 730 nucleotides. It is a transcript of the gene urad, whose product is annotated as ureidoimidazoline (2-oxo-4-hydroxy-4-carboxy-5-) decarboxylase. Gene Ontology annotation, biological process: allantoin metabolic process; urate catabolic process. Gene Ontology annotation, cellular component: peroxisome. Lineage: Eukaryota; Metazoa; Chordata; Actinopteri; Perciformes; Gasterosteidae. Gene Ontology annotation, molecular function: 2-oxo-4-hydroxy-4-carboxy-5-ureidoimidazoline decarboxylase activity. The record is from RefSeq and is a predicted model, not a curated record.
CACAGUUGUGCAACUGCUGAAGAGAGUCCUCGCGCACAAGAACAUGGACAUGGCCACAGUGAAUGCUCUUCCUUAUGAGGAUUUUGUGAAUCUUUUGGGCAACGUGGUUGAGAAAUGUCCCAUUAUAACAGCUGCAGUGUGGUCAGGACGUCCCUUUUUGAACUUUGCUGCCUUGGAGGCUGCGAUCAGUGAAUUCAUCGACGCUCUCCCAGAGUCAGGCAAGGAGGGGGUCCUCAGGUGCCACCCCGACCUCGCGGGCAGGGACCUCCGGGGCGGCACCUUGACCCGGGAAUCGCGCGAGGAACAGACGGGAGCCGGGAUGGACGCGUUGACCUCGGCGGAAGCCUCGCGCGUGACCCGGCUCAACGAGGAGUACAAGGAGCGCUUCGGCUUCCCGUUUAUCAUCUGCGCCCGGCUCAGCGACAAGGCCACCGUUUUACGGCAACUGUCCGAGCGCCGCCGGAACGAGCGCGCGGUGGAGAGGGCGCGCGCAGUCGAGGAGGUGAAGAAGAUAUGUCGCCUCAGGCUGCAGGCUCUCGUGCGCGACGACGCUCAGAACAAGUUAUAGAACCGUGAAUGCUGCAGUUUUAUCUGGGAUUUAGAGGAUGUAGAGACCGCCAUUGUUGCACCGCAGGCUGUGGGGAUCGUUGCUUUAUUCCGAACAAGGUGUCAUUCAUGCGUCGCACUGUACAGUGAAUUCUUCAAACAAUAAAAUAUGUUUACAAUUAAA